Fomitopsis serialis is the source of this 1394-nucleotide messenger RNA. RefSeq lists its product as uncharacterized. The record is from RefSeq and is a predicted model, not a curated record. NCBI's taxonomy places the organism in Eukaryota, Fungi, Basidiomycota, Agaricomycetes, Polyporales, Fomitopsidaceae. The coding region runs from base 140 to 1240 and encodes 366 amino acids. The transcript has 2 exons.
CAAACUUGAACGUUCCAUACACCCCCGCGCGCGAGCGGUCCACCGUUUGUACAACAGCCGUAAUCAACAACUCAAAAUACCUUCACACUUACGGCUCCUCAUAUUCACGUCGCCAUACUCAUAGGGUGCGAGUGCCCAGAUGUCCGAUCUCCAGCCUAGCCGUUUUCCCCCUUCUCCUGACGUCUCACACGCACAAACCACGCAAUGGAGUGCCGAUGAACAGAGCGAUGAGGAAUCCAGCCCCAAGGAAUGGGGCGACGAGGACUUCGGCGUCGGAAAACAGAGAUUCAUACUCUGGUGGCAGUGGCGGGACGCCCGUUUUGAGGGCACCCUGCCCCUAGCCCUCUCCGCUCGCAUCCCGCUCGAGAUCUUCGAGUUCGUCAUUGACGCGAUCGAGGAUCAGUCCACACUGCCCGUUGUGGCGCUGGUCUGCGCAAUGUGGUAUCCGCGUGCGAUGCACAACCUCUACUACGCCGUUGAGAUUCGCAGCCGCACCAGCUUCAACAGGCUGUACAAGCAGUGCUACGCGUCACCACGCGUCAAGCAGUGGCUCGCGAACACAUGCCAGCUACGGGCUUACGGAAGUACUCGCUACAUGGGCUUCCUUCAAGCACUACCGUCUGCGCUCGCUGGCCUGAUGCCUCGCGUACGCCUCCUUGACAUCCGGUUCGGAAGGCUUUCUUUCAUCCACACGGGUUUUUUCUUCGCCUUGUCGGAUUUCAAGUCUGUCAAAUCGUUGACGCUUCGAUUCUGCGAACUGAACAACAUCUCGCAGCUGCGGCGGAUUGUGUCUGCCUUCCCCGAGCUUACAGACCUCACGAUUAUAGAUGUUGAGAUCCGAUCUCCGCAAGAUGCUGCCAGUUACGCGGGAGCCUCACUAUUCCAGUCGCCAUCUCACAUUCGUCUUCGAUACCUUAACAUCGGAGACCUCUUGCACCACGAAGAAGUCAUGGUGAUUUUCCUCAACUGGAUGGCGCGCUCAGGCCUCUGCAAGUCACUUGCGGGCCUGAAAUUUCACACUUCCCAUCCCUCCAUGACAGUGAUACCCCUUAACAAACUCCUCGAAGCGGCAGGGGCAUCGUUGACUCGUUACCGCAGACACACCUUGACAAUUAUAACCGUAAGAGUCCUUCAUCUUGCUUGGAGACUCGAGUCGCCCCUGCAUCGGGAAAUUUGGUUGAACAUCAUAAUCGUUCGCCGCAGUUGCGCGGAUUAUAACUACAGAGGGCAGAGGUUAUGAGUAGUACUUACGCGGUUUAAUCAAUGUGGUACCGUUAUGUUUGAGCCACAAUCGUCGAUAAUCAUCGGCGAACGGGCUACAAGCGCUCAUAAUCACCUCGACCUAGUUUAGUAGCGGCGAUGCUCCUUGCUAUCGUCGUUGUAGACGACAGCCU